Pararge aegeria (speckled wood butterfly) is the source of this 1550-nucleotide messenger RNA. RefSeq lists its product as uncharacterized. The record is from RefSeq and is a predicted model, not a curated record. The transcript is spliced from 3 exons. Gene Ontology annotation, molecular function: lipid binding. The coding region runs from base 102 to 1472 and encodes 456 amino acids. Lineage: Eukaryota; Metazoa; Arthropoda; Insecta; Lepidoptera; Nymphalidae.
UUGUGUCAGUAGAGAUAAAGUUUGACCUGUGACCGGAGCGGGAUAUGAUCAUUUAGUGUAUGAUUUUGUUGAGUAAUUGUGUAAUGUGUUAGUGCUCCAAAAUGUGGAUCUUCACUUUGUUACUUCUCGCCACGAUCGCCAUCGCGCAGAGUCAGGAUGUUACAACCACAACAGAGUUUCCGGGUGAUCUCGCGAGGGGCGAAGAAAAAAUGAGUGAAUAUAUUCUACAAAUUUUGGAACAUUUCAAGCAACCAAACCCGAUUGGUAUCCCGGGUGCUAAAGUACCAGAUCCAUACAGUGUACCGGAUAUGAAACAAUCCGUUUCGAUCGGAACGCUCUACUUUAAGAACACAGCUGUGUACGGCAUCAGCAAAUUCAGGAUAUUGUAUGUUAAUGCAGAAAUUGGAGCUAUGGAGGUCCAUGCAGGGCUUGCUAUCGAUAAGCUUCAAGCUCGAGGAAACUACACGAUGUCUACUUGGCUUAACAGAGUACAAGGACCGUUCACAGUUGACAUUACUGGCAUUGAGAUUACAGCAAAAGCAGGAUUAGGUGUCGAACGGGAUGGAAAAUUAAGAGCACAAGAAAUAAAAAUUGAUAUUUCCUUUAGCACGAUUGCAAUGAAUUUUGAAAACGCUGGUUUCUUUGGUGGCAUGUUACAGGGAAUAGUUAAUUCAAUCGGAACAUUCCUCUUUGAUUCGAUCAAACCUUAUAUACUUAAGGAAGCUUACACGAAGGCUAGAGAAGAGAUAAAUAAAAAGCUUGAUGAAGUUGCUGGUGAUAUGCAAUUUCCGAACUCAAUUUCUCCAUUGGAUAUGGUUAUAGCAGAUGCUAGAAAGAAAGUGAGAGAAAUGGAAAUGGACCCUUAUAAAAUUAAGGAUUAUAAUGCUUCUGCAAGUGUUUUUACUAUAUCAUUAACUAAUACAUGGGUAACUGGAAUAUCCUCUUUCCAACGAGUAGGAAAUAUUACUCUUAAAAUGCAAAAUAACACUGUGAUUGCUGAUUUUGAAAUCGGUACUCAAAAACUUGAGGGGACGACUCAUUGGGAACUGUCCGCAAUAAGUGGCUUGCUCUCGAGAACUGGCAGGACAUCAUUCUCCGUAGAAUACAUAAGCGGUAGAAUAAUAUUGGCACAACCCCUCGACACUAGGAAAAAACCACAAUUUGUUGAUUUGGAUCUUGAUGUGGGAAACAUACAAGUGCGAUUUGACGGAGCUGGUACUUUGGAUUAUGUCGUUGAAUUCGUUAUAAACGUCUUACCAAAUCUUUUAAGAUAUCAAAUAAUAGAUGCCUUAGAAAAUCCCAUCAUAGAGAAGGUACAGGAAGAACUUAAUAAAUUAAACGUUGAAGAAAUGAUCAAAGCGGAACUCCCGAAGGUAGAUGAAAUGGAGGAAAAUGGCUUAAAACUAUCAGCUCUUCGUGUUCAAAGUGAAACAGAAGAACCGUAUGAUGAAGACGAAUUCUUCAAUUUUUAGCUGAAGUUACUUUUAAGAAUAACCAAUAAUUUUGUAGAAUACUUAGUUACUUAUUGAUAAAUUGUUGAAAGAAAAUAC